GUAUUCCAACUACCCGAGGCUGUGUGUCGUACUAAUUUCAGAUUUUUUUAUAACCAUCAACAUCCAAACCUCUAAUUCUAAAAACAUGUACACGCCAAUUCUUAAUUCACUAUGUUAAAUUGUAAACAUAUAAUGUAAUUAUAUUUUUUGAAGUAAUUCUGCUGCAUUUGAUAUCUCAACAAGGAUUUCCUCAAUCAGUUAGGGAACCCUAACAAUACACUUCGAAGAAGCAGUUUAUGUCAGCGUUAGUUUAUCAGACAAUUCAACGGCGUCGACAUGUCUGCCAAUGAGAAGAAACUGUCUCCGGAAGAAGAACCAUUGAAGGAAGAUGCAGCAAAAAAAACAAAAAAGACGUUAUCUGAACACAUCAGAUACAUCAAAACUAAUAUAACGGUGGAACCUGUAUUAGCCGGCUUAAUUAUACCAUCAAUGCUUUCAAGAUUAGCGAUCCAAAAUCUCAACUUAGACAAAGCUUGCAGAGUAAAACUGGAUUUGGGAGACGAAAUUUGUGAUGCUUUAGUUGAAAAAAGAGAUAAUUAUAGCCUAUCCCAUUACGAAGGAGAUGUUCAAAGGAUUAUAUCUGAAAUCGAAUCAUGGAGGAGCAUCAUACAGACAGCUAUACCAACGUUGCUUGUAAUAUUUAUGGGGGCUUGGAGUGAUAGAACGGGGAAUAGAAAACUGUGCAUUCUGAUGCCAUUAUUUGGAGAAUUGUUUGUAGCUUUGAGUAAUAUUUUAAGUACUUUUUACUUUAGGGAAGUGUCUGUUGAAGUUACUAUGUUUUUGGAGUCUAUAUUUCCAGCAAUCACUGGAGGUUGGGUGAUGGUGUAUCUAGGAGUAUUCAGUUACAUCAGUGAUAUAACAACAGAAGAGUCAAGAACUUUUAGAGUGGGCCUAGCGAAUUUGUGUAUGACAGCCGGAGUACCUUUAGGAACGGCACUGAGUGGAAUUUUGUUAAAAUUGUGGGGUUAUUAUGGAAUUUUCUUUUUGUCAAGUGUUAUCUAUAUAGCAAAUAUAAUAUAUGCCCUAAAACGGUUAAAGAGUAAUUCGAAACCUAGUACUACUGAUACUGAAAAGAAAAACCCGCCGACAUUUAAAGAUUUGACAAGUAUGGUCAAAGAAACCAUAGCAGUCGCAUUCAAAAAGAGAGAAGGAAAUUUCAGAAAGAAAAUUAUAGUGACAUUGGCGAUUGUUACAAUUAUAUACGGACCUAAUCACGGUGAAAGAAUAAUAACUUACAUGUACGUGAGAUACCGUUUGAGAUGGGAUGCUUUGAAAUACAGUAUGUAUUCCACUUAUAGCAUAAUUAUGCAUUCUAUAGGAGCAUUGUUUUCAAUCAGCGUGUUCAGCAAGCGCCUGGGUUACCACGAUUCUAAUCUUUGCCUGAUCUCCGUUGUCAGUAAGCUGGUCGGGUCGGUUUAUAUCGCGUUCGUACAGACGGACGUACAAAUGUAUCUGGUGCCUAUAGUGGAAAUCCUAAAUGCCACUACGUUCACUUCAUUGAGGUCGUUAGCUUCAAAACUGGUUCCAAACGAAGAGUCAGGCAAGAUGAACUCGCUGUUCAGUUUGGUGGAGACGCUUGGAGCCUUGAUGUUUGACCCUACAUACUCCACGAUCUACUCACACACCGUCAACAAAUUCACAGGAACAGUCUACAUCUUUAGCGCAGUGAUGACUUUACCAGUUAUCGCAAUGUUAAUGUGGAUACUAUUUGUAGACUAUAGACAGAGACAUCAAUCUGUUCAAAACAGCCAAGAAGACGUGGAAAUUAAGAAAAACGAAGAGUUGACAGAGAAGAACAAUUAGCAGGUCACAUGGAAAUAAAUUCAGUGAAGUUGUCAGUUUGUAUUCAAAAGAUAAUUAAAUUCUAUCAUUCAAGUUGGCGAGACCAUACAAGAAACGCCAGCGCAGCCCUGGAUAGAGAAAAGUAACUCUUGGGGGUUAUAAACAUUAAAAUAUUCAUAAUAAAGAAUGAUGUCCCGCAUAUGUUGAUUUCUAGUCGAAUCCUGGAUCUUUGGAAAAAGAUGAUGCGAGCAAACUUAGUAGUUUUUUUGGUAAUACAAGUAGUUUCGUUAGUACGAAACUAAUUGUGUUACCAAAAUAUCAUUUUAUAAAUGACGGUCCAGCAGCUAUGAAUGGUCUGACGGCUUUAUGCCGAAGACUGUGCGAAGUGGAUGUGGUUGUGCUUAGCUAUUGACUAUAUUGUGCACAUUGACGAAUAUAUUAAAUAAUUAGUUCUAUAUUUGUUUUAUAUAUAAGAAGUAAUUUGUUCCGUUUUGAUUUUCAUAAAAUAUGAUUUCGAAUGGAGAUGAAGAAGUAUGAAAGCGGAUCCUGGCCUUCACGUAAUAGCUUACACAUUAGUGAACAUAAACUGUCGAUAAUUCCACCAUUAAGCCUGUUGUUAAAGUCGUCAAGAGUUGUAAGGGUAACAGCUAAACGAGAACUCACUACUCUUUGUUCAGUGUACCCCAUAAGAAUGAAGACGUUAUACAGUUUAGCGUGUGUGUCAGUUUAGCUCUUUCUACCCUCCUAUGAAUAAGAACGUGAUCUGCAUCUAUCAUGUGAGGAGAGGUAUCUAGCGCCUGAUGACAAUAACAAUAAAACUUCUAUUGACUAGUUGAGUGACACCGGAAGGGUUCAAAUAGCAGGAUACAUCCCAGACUCACGUAAGCGGUGUCGUGUCUACAUACUUAUAUAUCUAUGUAACACUACCAGCAUCACAAGGUUUUUAAUCUACACUAUAAAAUAGUAUAAGUAAUUACUCAAUAAAUAUAAUAAUAAUAAAUGCAAAUAUUCAAUUUACCAUAAUUGUUUAUUAAAUUAGAUUCCAAUAGUUAAAUUAUAGCCUUAUUAUAAAUCGUAUACAGCGGAUUCCAUAGACACGGCCUGACCACCUACUAAAAUGCAAUUUCACGAACACAUACAGCCCACGGGCCAUGGUUUGACACCUGAGCUAGACCACAGAUUAUAUAUACUUCCAAUGUGUCCAAUCCAUAGGGAUCUAUGUGAAAGUAGGCAAGACAAGGAAACCACAAAUCAAAUUUAGAAAGUCACGUGUGUUUCAAUGCACGUUUUUUAAAUAUUUUCAUAAAUGUAAACAAUGUAGUAAAUACUAUUCUUAAUUGUAUAAAUAACAAUGGCAGAAAUAAUUUUAUCGUCACUAUCAAUAAAUUAAUUCCUGCAUCGAUAAUCGCUUAUUAUUCUA
Messenger RNA from Plodia interpunctella (Indianmeal moth), 3202 nucleotides. Its product is annotated as proton-coupled folate transporter-like. Bases 277 to 1803 code for a protein of 508 amino acids. Gene Ontology annotation, molecular function: transmembrane transporter activity. Lineage: Eukaryota; Metazoa; Arthropoda; Insecta; Lepidoptera; Pyralidae. Gene Ontology annotation, biological process: transmembrane transport. Gene Ontology annotation, cellular component: membrane. The transcript has 7 exons. The record is from RefSeq and is a predicted model, not a curated record.